AUGAAACUCACAGUGAAGUGCUCCAUGGGUGGGGAGACCAGCACCGCGAAGGAGCUCGUGAUACACAACCCCGCAGCAACGCUUAGUAACCUGCGCGCUGCCAUCGCUAUUAACUUCCGCCUACCAGUUCACGGUUUUCGCAUGAUUCACGACACCGCGGAGCUUAGCUGCGAGAAGGUGCUACUUUGUGACAGUGGGAUUCGCGACGGUGACAUCAUCGUCGUGGACGGCAAACGCGAGCGAGAAGGGGAGGUGACGGAUAACAAACUUGACCCGAAACGGGACGCGGAAGUGCCUCUUAGUCAGCAGCAGCCUUCUGAGCCCAGUCAAGCGGACAUCGCCCCCACGCCUGUAGUGACGAUGACCGUGGCGCCAGCUUCUGCCAAGCCGACUGCCGUCGAGGGAGGUGGUGAGAGAGUUUGGGCGCCAGAUGUUCUUGAUGAGGGUGAGAGAGCAGCAGUCGAUGAUGAGGAGGAAGAGGAAGAAGAAGAGGAAGACGGUCCCGCGGAGUUGCUGAGCCACCUCCUUGGAACUGUUCCAAAUCUAGUGGAAAUGCGACGACAGUUUCUGACAAAUCCAGCAGAAAUUAUGCAGCAAAUUCGGGAGAGUGAUCCGCGCCUCUUGGAGCUUAUUACAGGCAACUAUCAGGAGUUUCUUGACCUUGUGAACAAUGAGGAGCUUGUGGCUACCCUGCAGCAGGAGCAGGAUGAGGCGCAUGCGGCACUGUUUGACGAGGAGGAGGAGGAGCUCGAUGAGGAGACGGAAGAGGUUGUUGACUCCCUUUUAGCGCAGCUUAUGGCAGGAGGGGACCUGUCAGAGGAGGUGGGAAACGGGGCGUUGGCGACGCAGAACUACUUGGAGAGGCCACUGACCGAGGAGGACGAAGCGAAAAUUGAGCAGUUGAUGCAGCUGGGCUUUACAAGGGAUCAAUGCAAAGUGGCCUUUUUCAAAGCUAAGCGAAGUCUGGAACGUGCGGCAAACCUUCUGUUUGAGGACCCUCCACAGUUGUAG
Molecule: messenger RNA, 1011 nt
Organism: Trypanosoma rangeli
Lineage: Eukaryota; Euglenozoa; Kinetoplastea; Trypanosomatida; Trypanosomatidae
Exons: 1
Coding region: 1-1011 (336 amino acids)
Biological process (GO): nucleotide-excision repair; proteasome-mediated ubiquitin-dependent protein catabolic process
Cellular component (GO): nucleoplasm; cytosol
Molecular function (GO): damaged DNA binding; ubiquitin binding; polyubiquitin modification-dependent protein binding
Source: RefSeq, a predicted model, not a curated record